This is a messenger RNA of Drosophila kikkawai, 3606 nucleotides long. RefSeq names its product transcription factor SPT20 homolog. NCBI's taxonomy places the organism in Eukaryota, Metazoa, Arthropoda, Insecta, Diptera, Drosophilidae. The record is from RefSeq and is a predicted model, not a curated record.
GCGAGCGGACGUGUUUUUGUUUUGUUUGUUUUUUUCAUCAGUGCCCCGCGCGAGUGCCGCAAUUACUCGAACGUACCCGUACCCGUACUCACUUACUCAUUUACGCUUACGUUAACGUCUGCUCGGUGACUUUGCGCGUCGUGUGGAAACGCUGUGACUGUGUUGUUUUGAUUUCCUCAACGGACCACCGGGCAGCAUUAUCAAUGGUGGGCGGUAAUCCGAGGACCAACUCCAACUUUCUUCCACUCCAAGCCCCCUCGAUCCACCACCCCUCUACACUCCCCCCCAGCCGCUGCUCCGAACCAUGUCUGAGACGAUUCCAGCAGGAGACACAAUCUGUCCAGUAAGUGAAGCCAAGCGCCAGGAAGCCGAGAGCUACAUCGACGCGCCGCUCAAGAUUAUCGAGCCCUUCGAGAGACUCGAGGAGGACAACGACCAGAACCAGGAGCAGGACCAGGACCAGGACCAGGACAAAGACAAGGAAGUGGCCGAGAAGAACAGCCCAGAGGAGGAGCAGGAAAAGCCAGUUGAGGAGCAUCACUCCACAGAGAUCAAGGCCAAGAAGUCCGUCAGCUUCAAUCCCAACGACGAGAAGAUCCGUAAAUUCACAUCCGGCGAGCCCAUUGUCGACCAAAAGAACCCCUUUCGUAAUGGUCACGUGGCCAACGGCCGGGAGAAGAAGACACCGCCACCAGUGCCCGCCAAGCGUUCCACAUUGAGUGUCCGCAAGACGGUGACCCAGCAGCUGAGAGAGCGGGAACGGGAGCGCGAGAAGGAGCGAGAGCAGCAGAAGAACGAGGCCAACGCACGACGGAGCAAGGCCUCCUCUGCCGCUAAGAACUCAGCCCCAACAACGCCUGGCGAGGAGUAUGUAACCACCGAGGAGGUGCUAAAGCAAUCCAAGUAUGUCAAGACGUACAUUAAGAAUCCAGACGCCUAUUUCGUCUACGAUCCCACGGUGCUGGCGCGGAUCAAAUUCGAGGAGCUGCAGGAGAUAGCCGGCAAGCUGCCCAAGCGCAAGCAGGCGGCCAAGGAUCCGCGCGCCGGAACCAAGCAGCCACGCGUCCACAAUCCAAAUCAGAAUCCCUCAUCAAAGCUCGCCUUCAAGAAGUGCUCCAAGCCCAACUACCCGGAGUUGGCCAACCUGAAGAUACGCACCGGCAUCUCCGAGCCGGACACCGAGGGCGGUCUCUUCCUCAAUCCAGACGAGGUGACCAAGAACGCGCGUAAGUUCGACGAGCGCGUGAAGAAGCUGCAGAUUAGCUCGGACGAUGACCUGGACGAGAUCGACGGGCCGCUGACCAAGAGCGAGUCCAGUGACGAGCUGGCCCACAGUCCGGUGAAGCCAAUGAAGCCGGCAAUGAGUGGAGGACCUCCAACCAUUGGCGAGGGGGGAUCGCCGUCGUCGCCAUCGUCGCCCCUGGUGGGCACCUUUACCAACACCAUAAGCUCUGACGAAUUUCAGGCCUAUUUGGAUCGCAAGGGACUGGCGUUGAUGCCCCGCCGGGAUCUGUCCACGCCCAGGGGUACGCCCACAACGGCCACACCCACAUCCACGUCCACCACAUCGCCGCCACUGAGAACGGCGGAGGAGCGACGACAACAGGUGGCCGAGUCCCUGGCGGCUUUACGCAAGAGUAACACCAAAAAGUUAUCGGUUUUGCAGCGGCUCUCCCAGAGCCUAUUUCCGGCGAGGCGAAAGACCAUGCCCAAGCCGGCAUCCACCAUGCCGCGAACCUUGUACGGUGACCCGUCGCCAAAGGAGGAGAUACGCCGAAAGACGGACACGACGACAACGACGCCAGCCGAGAUGCGUAGAGUGCUCCUGGAGAGUCGUCAGAGUCAGAGUCAGGGUCGCCCUGCGCCGGUGCCAACGCCGCGGAGGAUCGGGGACUUGCAGAAUAGGAAUCCCACAACCACGCUCCAGAGAUCGGCUCCGGAACGCCAGAGCCUUAUCCCGCGACGCAUUUCGCCGGAGGCCCCGCCUGCCAGCCGCUUUGGCCGCUCCAGCUCCAUGGAUCGCAGUCAGAUCCGGCUGCUUGGACAGCGACGUUCGCUAGCCGCAGAGCAGCAGCAGCAGCAGCAACAGUUGCAGCAGCAGUUACAGCAACAGUUGCAGCAGCAGUUACAGCAACAGCAGCAGCAACAGCAGCAAAAGCAACUGCUCCUGGCAACGCCUGUGGCCACCUCGACACCUGUGCGCGGCCAGAACGAAUGGGAGCAGCUGAGGGCCAUCAAGGAAGUGACGGACCGCCAGCUCUACCACAAGGUGCUUCAGCAGCAGCAGCAGCCACAGUCGCAUCCGGUCCAAAAGCUGCAGCGGCCCAGAGAGGAGAUUUACGAGCACCUUCAACCAGUACAGCAGCAGCAGCAGCAACAGUUCCUGCGCGGCUCCCAGCAGCGCAACACCUUCUCCGGCAUCAGUGGACGCCACCGCCAUGUGAUGAUCUUGGACGGCACGCCCAUUGUCCCAAUGCAGCAGGUUCAGCAGCAGCAGAUCCAAGUCCAGCCGCUGCGCUGCCAGAGCGUGCUGGACAACAUGGUGGCCAGUAGUCCCGGCCAGAGCCAGAGCCAUGCUUUGCGACGUGGCUACGAGAGCGAAAGCGAAGUGACGCCGGUGGUGCUACGUCGCAGGGAUCAGGGACAGGGACAGGGACAGGUUCAGACACCGUCCCGCCGCAUCGGAGGACUGCUGACCCGGGAGGAGAUCCUCGACAAGGUCAAGGAGUUCUGCCGCAAGAGCAUCAGUCGGACGCCACUGCCGGCGGCCAAGUUGCAGAUGCAGCCCAUCUACGAGCGCCACAUGACGCCACCGAAUGCGGAUGUCUCGCCGGUUUCCUACGCCUCCGUCGACGAUCAGGGCGCUCGACCCCAGGUUCCUCUGCGGGUGCAGAGCCUGCCCGUCCAGCAGGUACGCUAUCCCCAGGUGGACGGCUCCUCGCCCAUCUACGCCCACGUGAGCAAGCGCACCAGCCUGCUGUCCAAUGACUCGGACCAAUACCUGUCCAGCCAGCAGCUGGGCCUGCUCGGCCGACCGGUGCUCCUCGACCAGUUCGUCCUAGUGGAGACGGGCGAGGGACAGGUGCAGGCCGCCCAGCUGGUGGACUAUCAUCAUCCCGGCAACCUCUACGUGUCCCAGGGCCAGGGCCAGGGCCAUGGCUAUAUGAUGCAGGACGGCCGGACCACGCCGCUCAUCCUGGACCGUUCCGCCCAGCAGGGAAGCCAGAUCUACUGGACGCCACAGCGCCACAAGCAGCAACAGAUGCUGCAUCGCUUGUUGACGACGCCACCUGCUCCGCGGGGCUUUCAGCCGGUGACGCCUCGACUCAGCCUGCCGGCCACGGCGAUGGGAGGAGGACAGCAGAAGUUUGUCACGAUGGUGCCUUCGCCUAGGAACCACAUCCAUUCCCUGGCUAAGAACGGCCACGCCUCGGACUGGGAGCUCAGCUCGGAGGCCGGCGAGGUGCGGCGCAUCAUGGAGAAUCACUUGUAAGACGACAGCGCAGCGAUGGAUAUGGAGAGGGAGUUGGAGAUGGAGGGCAGCACAUCCGAAGAUUUAGGACGAGCCAAGGCCAGGUCCGCGUCCGGGGAGGAGUCACUUGGGAG